AAAAACUGGACGGACUGCUGCUCGUGAAGUCGUCCUCUAUGAAUGCUGUUGCAAUUUAACGAAUUUGGCAAGUUGAUUUGUGAUUUUAGCUGUUUGGAAUUAAAGAAAAAAAGAGGUUUGUGAUCUACAGUUUACAGCCUAACCAUUAAACGACGGUUAAACGAUGACAUCCAGAGGGACACCCAGUCGCUUCUUGCAAAGUGUUCUCCAGAACGGUGUCGGUCGCUAUGUCUGCCAGCUAAAACGAAUUUCCAUCAUCUUCUCUAAAAACGCACAGAGCUCGUUGGGAGCCAGGGAGUUUGUUGAAGAAGGAGUGGUGGAUUAUGCCAAGAACAACCCUGGAACUGUGGUGUAUGUGUCUCCUCAGUCCUGCAGGAUUCCCAAAAUAGUUGCAGAGUACUUAAAUGGCAACGUGAGGGAAGAAAUUAUCACGUCCAAAACGUCUCCACAGAUUUCAGAGCUUUUGACCAAACUGACUAAUCAGUCUGGCCUGGACAUCAUUCGCAUCCGCAAGCCUUUCCACACAGAUAACCCCAGCAUCCAGGGCCAGUGGCACCCAUUCACCAACCGGCCGCCGUCCAUCGACCCCAUCAGAUCACAGAAACAGGACUAACCAGUGGUGUUUCCAGAGAAUGAGUGCUUAAUUUCAGUUCAUCUUUAAAGAUUUUUUUAGGAGAUGGUAAAUUGUCUGCACAGGUCAGGUAGUUCUCAUGACUGCAGUAAUAUUCCAGGGUAUUUGUUAGCUACUUCUGCAGAACCCCACUUUCAACUGAAUAUCUUUUACCCUGCCCUUCUAUUUGAUGGCUGCUGCAAAGCUACUUGAAACAGGCAGUACCAGCUCUGAAUGCCACAUUUGAAUACACUUUACAUGACUCCACCAGAGGAUGGUCAGCUGGAAUACUGAAAAGCAGGUAACAGGUGUUAAUCUCAAGGUUAUCUGUAAUAAAUGCAGCACUCAAGAGCAGAUGGAACUUUAUAUGAAAUAAAUAUUUUUUGUGC
Monopterus albus (swamp eel) is the source of this 999-nucleotide messenger RNA. It is a transcript of the gene mrpl43, whose product is annotated as mitochondrial ribosomal protein L43. Gene Ontology annotation, molecular function: structural constituent of ribosome. NCBI's taxonomy places the organism in Eukaryota, Metazoa, Chordata, Actinopteri, Synbranchiformes, Synbranchidae. The coding region runs from base 164 to 613 and encodes 149 amino acids. The transcript is spliced from 3 exons. Gene Ontology annotation, biological process: mitochondrial translation. Gene Ontology annotation, cellular component: mitochondrial large ribosomal subunit. The record is from RefSeq and is a predicted model, not a curated record.